This is a messenger RNA of Gossypium arboreum, 936 nucleotides long. Its product is annotated as putative RING-H2 finger protein ATL21B. The transcript is spliced from 2 exons. Bases 1 to 936 code for a protein of 311 amino acids. The record is from RefSeq and is a predicted model, not a curated record. Lineage: Eukaryota; Viridiplantae; Streptophyta; Magnoliopsida; Malvales; Malvaceae. Gene Ontology annotation, molecular function: polysaccharide binding.
AUGGGUGAUGAUAGGUGUCAAACAAGAUGCGGAUAUAAGGAGAUUAACUUCCCAUUUCAGCUCAAAAAUCGACCCAAUGAAUACCGCUGUGGGUACCCAGGUUUUGAUGUCUCAUGCAAUAACCAGACCGACACCAUCAUCGCAUUUCCCUCUUCCGGUAAUUUCACCGCUCAAAUAAUCCGCAAUGUUGAACAAAUCAUCGAAAUAGGCGAUCCAAAUGGUUGCCUUGCGAAACGUCUCCUGGAAGGAUUCGAUCUCUCUGGUACCCCAUUCCAGACAGUUUACCUACAAAACUUCACGCUUCUCAACUGCUCGAAUGAUGUACCAUUUUGGUAUCCAGAAUUUGUAACAUAUAUUUCUUGUCUUAGUAGUGAAAAUAAUUACACUGUGGCAAUAUCCGUGGAUCGAACUGAUUUGUUCGUGCCAUUUUCGUCGUGUCUGGAAAUAGCGACGGUUUCGGUGUCGUCGCUGCUAAAAUGGGAAUUUCUUACUGAUACGAUGUGGUUAACGUGGAAUGAACCGGAUUGUUUUUCAAACCUUGCCAAAUAUUUUGCAAUUAUUUUGGCGGUUAGUGUCUUCUUCAUUGUGGGGCUUGUAAUUUGCAUCUCAAGGAUGAAGUGCUGCCUUCAUAAACGGCGAAACACCAACACUGAAACAUUCACCUAUGGCUCAACCAUCAUUCAAUCAGACGCUGUGAAAAAGGAUUUGGACCAACGAGUGAUCGAAAUGUAUCCGACGAUGGUGGUCGGUGGAAGCCGGGAAUUACCGGAUCCUAAUGACGCCAUAUGUUCGAUCUGUCUGGUUGAAUACCAAGCCAAAGACACUUUAAAGACUAUACCAAGUUGCAUGCAUUAUUUUCAUGCUAUUUGUGUAGAUGAGUGGCUUAAACGUAAUGCAACCUGUCCUUUACGUCGUGAGUAUUACAUUAUCCAUUGA